AGGUACAAAUUAUUUGUCAAGAAUAAACGAUAGACCGUGUAGAUAUUUAAGAUAUGUCAGUAAAAUCUAAGGAUUAGUGUUGUCUUAAGCAUUGUUUUGUGUAGUUUUCAUGUCUAGGUUUGAAAAAUAUUGAAAUAAAGUAAAACAAGUGCAAGAAUAUUUGCUGAACAUAAGAGAAAAAAAUCUACGAACUGUUUAUUUUGUGGGGGAAAAACUUUGUUUUGGAAAUGUCUCAGAAUGAUGAUUAUAUGCUGAAAAAAAAACAGUAACCGGGUAAAUAAACAUCCGUGUUAAAGCUAGUUUAAAAAACAUGUUUCAAGUUUGUAUUUGUUGCAAGCGAAUGGCCAGCUUCCAAAUAUUGAUUUGCUGAGAUCCUGGAAGAGCCAAGUUGAAGAAUAUCCAAUGGGAUAUAGUUCUGCCUCUUUGAAAGUAUCUGAUGACACUGUAUACGUACUGAAUGGGGCUGGGACUGGAAAUGCAAUAGUCAAGUUUUCCUUAAACGGAGACUACAUUGGUAAAAUCCCUGGUUGGUAUAACUGGCCAAUGGAAAUAGUUGUCGGACCUAGAAACCAGGUUUUCUUAUCUGCGUUUGGAGCAAUGGGAGACAAUAAUUUGCUAAGGCCUGGACUUGUUUUAUAUAAUUCCUCGGAAGAAUAUUUCCAUGGAUUCCAUCAGAAUGAAACUGGAUUGGGAAGACCUUACGGAAUUCAUAUUGUUGACAACAAUGGACCUAGUUCAAGAAUUGCUGUUUGUGAUUGGAUAAAUAACAUGACAAGGAUUUUACAGGUAGAUUGGGACUCAGGAAUGGUGUCAACUCUUCCAGAACCAAUAAUUUAUACACCUUAUCCAUUCAGUUUAGUGGUUGAUAAAGAGAAAGUGCUGAUAGCGAGCACGGUCUGUUGUGAGGAGUUUCAUGAACCUCUUAACAAGAUAUCUCUUUAUGGUCUGGAUGGGGUAUUGAUUGCUGAAGUUCAAAUACUGCCUACAGGAGAGUCUUUUAUUGAUCCUCAUACCGUAGCUGUUGAUCCGGCUGGAAAUUAUUUGGUAGUUGAUGGCGUUUUAAACAAGACUAUGUUGUUUAACCCAGAGCUUGAAUACCUUGGAUUGGUUCCUGGGAUUGUAUCUCCCAACUCCAUUACUUUUUACAAGGACGAGAUGUUCACACUGGUGAUGGAAAACUCUGAAAAUCCAGAAUAUUUUGUCAAAGUUUACAAGUAUGGUUAUUAAUAAAAGGACGUAUAACUUGA
Messenger RNA from Eurytemora carolleeae, 1247 nucleotides. RefSeq lists its product as uncharacterized. The transcript has 13 exons. NCBI's taxonomy places the organism in Eukaryota, Metazoa, Arthropoda, Copepoda, Calanoida, Temoridae. The record is from RefSeq and is a predicted model, not a curated record. The coding region runs from base 403 to 1227 and encodes 274 amino acids.